Molecule: messenger RNA, 1764 nt
Organism: Scomber scombrus (Atlantic mackerel)
Lineage: Eukaryota; Metazoa; Chordata; Actinopteri; Scombriformes; Scombridae
Gene: med1l
Product: mediator of RNA polymerase II transcription subunit 1-like
Exons: 16
Coding region: 1-1764 (587 amino acids)
Biological process (GO): cellular response to thyroid hormone stimulus; regulation of transcription by RNA polymerase II
Cellular component (GO): mediator complex
Molecular function (GO): nuclear retinoic acid receptor binding; nuclear vitamin D receptor binding; transcription coregulator activity
Source: RefSeq, a predicted model, not a curated record
AUGAAGUCCAUACUCUCUGACCUGCGCUUGAAAUAUGCAGAAAGGAAUUGGCAUGAAACAUUCAAGCUUGUGAGAAGAUGCAUGGACAAAUCCAGAGAUGUAUCCAAACCCUGUGAGCUGCUGGGUAGAUCCCUGGAAAGGCUCCAGGAAGUGUUAAAUGUGUCCUCUAUGAAUGCCAUGAGGUCUCGUCUGGAAAUGAUAGCCAGACAACAAGGGAUGGGCUUUCACAUUACUGAGUCCACAUGUUACUUGACAGCUGACUUAUUCUACCUGGAAGUGGUGUUGCUGCCAUGUGGUGGGGUGGAGGAGGUUAAGGUGGCCCCACAUGGAGGAUCACCUGUUCCCAGUGAAUCUCUUCUUCAGCUGCUGAGGUCAAAAUUUUUUGCUGACUUCUCCGUGAAAUUGGAACGCCUCGUCGCCCAGUACAACAUCCCUGGAGACAAUGAUGUCAAAUUAAAACUGUUUGCAUCUCUACAACACCUCGGAAAAGACUUGCAAGAAAUAUCACAUUUGACAAAGACACCAGAGGACAGUGACCCUGAAAUGAACAUGAUUAACAAUAGAAUGAUUGGGUGUCUAAUACCUGGAAAAGAAGAUUGUCCUUUGACUAUCCACUUCUAUACAAUCCCAAUUGAAGAGAUGAAGACUUCAGUUUCACAUAUUUCAGGUGUGGAGCCAGUUUUGCAGACAGCCCAGGUGACUGUAGGCCCGAGCACUGUGGCUCACAUGCUUCAGACAGCAUCUGUGAUCCCACAGCCUUCACAGCUGGAUCUUCAGGGAUUUCCAGUGUUAAUGCCACUGAGUGAGGGACCAUAUGAGACAUUUCCUGCCUGCUUUCUGCUCAAACUGCAGCCACCAAUACCAAUGAUGUUGCCUUUUGUUAAGAAGCUCAGCCAAAUUACAGAUGUAACCAUACCAGAUGUUGACCUGCAGUGGGCACCCUUACCCAAGCUUCUGCUGAGGGGUUCACAAAGUGCAAGCAGCCAUAUGGAGACAUUAGAUGAGCAGGAUACUAUUUAUACUGUGCCUCUCCAUGGUGAUGUGACGCACAGCUAUAUUUUCCCCGGAGCUUCAUGGGAGGUGCCUGCCCAGAGAGCGACUGUGAUGGACAGCAUUCCUUUCACCCACCCGGCCCAUGUCCCACCCCUGCUGGAGCUGCUGCGCCAUCAGUGUGCCACCAACACCCUCCUGAGAAGCUGUAUGUGCACCAGUCCAGGUUCUGCUUGUGACCUGCACUUCGAAAUCCUUCCAGAGUUGGACACCAGUUUUUCUGUGACUUUUCACCGACCUAACGCAGACUCCCUUGCUGUUUUACUGGUGAACAUUUCUGAUUCUCAUCAGAUUAACUGCAGCUUGUUUGGAGCAGGAAUAGGGGAUUCCUCUGUGGAUGAAUAUGUCUCCAGUGUUUUGAAGAGGUGCAUGUCAGUUCCCGUGACCCUGCACGCAUUAUACAGUAAACUAGAGCAGAUCACCUCUAGCCCACUUUCUCCCAGCUGCCGGGCCGCCACAGAGGCCGAAAAUGAGCACUCGACUCCCUCGAUUACUACUGUGACAAACGCCAACACCACGCUCUCCCAGAGUGCAGCUGUGCCAGAAGACAGCUUCACAGUCUCUGAUUCGGCCUGCUAUGCCAUGUCUGUAGCCAAAUCUGAGCUUCUGUCUGAAAUAAAUACAAGUCCUGCUGUCAACCCUUACCCUUUCACUCCCGCGGUCGUGUUUCCACACUGGAUGACCAAUAAUGGCCACCUGUCUAAGCUGAUCUGA